Messenger RNA from Ricinus communis (castor bean), 2193 nucleotides. RefSeq lists its product as uncharacterized. The record is from RefSeq and is a predicted model, not a curated record. The coding region runs from base 1118 to 1723 and encodes 201 amino acids. NCBI's taxonomy places the organism in Eukaryota, Viridiplantae, Streptophyta, Magnoliopsida, Malpighiales, Euphorbiaceae. The transcript is spliced from 6 exons.
AUGGGGUUGAAAAAUCAAGAAUUAGUUACGAAGGGAAAGGGAGGUGGAGUAAUCUUAAAUCAUAAAUAAGUGAACACCAUUCGAAUCAUAUACAAAAUUAUGAAAUGUUUUCGGUCCAAACAGUUAAAAAAUAUGAAAAAGGUUGGGUUUAGCAAAACAUAAAUAAAAUAGAAAAGAGACCUUUGCCGGCGGGAGAAGAAAGAACAGGUACCAGUAGGAUAUAGAAAAUGGGACAGACUCGAGAGAAAAAGGGAAAGAAUUGUAGUUGGGUAAAAAAGGAAAAUUAGAUCAUCAGUAAAUUUGGGCUAAAAUAAAUAAUUUGAAAUAAGUUGUAAAUAAAAAUACUGGAUUUGAGUAGAUGAAAUACGUUUUGAAGAAAGAAGUAAACUGAAAAAUUUUGAAAAAAAAAAACGAGUUAUAGAAAGAAAUACGUUGAAUAAUAUUCAUAAUAAUGUGAUAUUGAAUUGAAAAGGCUAGUAGAAGAUAAAUUAAAAUUAUUGUUGAAAAAAACAUAAAUUAAUAUAAUACAAAAUAAUCUGUUUCCAACAGACCAGAUGCUCAAAAGUUUCAAAUUCGGUGAUUACUUGCACAGUAACAUUUACUGAUUAACAGUGGCGGCUCUUGUGAGAGAAAAUUAGCAUGUGAUAUAGAUACAGUUUAAAAACGAAAAAAAACAUUUAAAAAACAUGUGAAAAUGAAAUUAUAGAAUGUGAGAAAUAUGCAAAUAGUAUUAGAAAUGCGUAAGAAUUGAUUGGUCAGUUUGGUGAGAGGGAAAAGCCAAAAAGAGAGAGAAGGGAGAGGAACUAAUAAUAAUAAUAAUGAUAAAAGGCUAAUUCAGUUUCAAAAAAAAAAAAAAAGAAAUUUAAUAGCAAACAGAGGCAGAGGUUUCGGUCCAAAGGUGCGAGUUAGCGGUCCAUAAUUAUCAUUUAACCCUUCCUCUUCGCACACGCGCCUCACUCUCUCUCUUUUAAUCCAUCCAAACAGCGCCACUCACUCACUCGAUUCAACUCAUUAACCUUUUUUUUUUUUCUUUUCGUUAUUUUUUUAAAGACAUUUUAUGCUUUUUUUUUUUUUUUUUGUAAAAUAAGAAGACAGAAAAAAUUACAUUAUUAAGAAAAUGGAGGAAGGAGCGGAGAGGAGGAAGGCAAUGAUGAAGACCUCGCAGAAGGAGCAGGAAAGAGAACGACGUCGUAUUAGAGAUAGACAGAGAAGACAAUCUAUGUCUGUCGAAGAGAGAGAAAAGCAUCUCGCUAGACGACGUCGUAAUUAUCAACUCCGUCGUCUGAGAGCUGAUAAUAAUCCCCGACUUCACCACCACCCUCCUUUCCACCACCAGACCACCACCACCACCUCUGCAGCCGCAAAUGUCGAUGUCACUUUACCUUCCGUUGGAUUAGAAAUUCCGGCUGAUAAAUUAGCUAAAUUGCCAACAAGAAGAGUACGUUUAAACCAUUUGAAACAUCUGGCGAGAUCACUGGAUAAUCAUGAUCAUGUGGGUGUUCCAAUUAAUCAUACAAUUGCUGCCCCGGAUUUGACCAAUGAUCAAACUGCAAAUGCAAAUUCCACUUGUGUGACUGCAAAAGGAGGUUUAAGGUUAAAUCGUGUUAAGCGUCUUGCACGUUCAUUAGCUUCUGAUUUAGAAAACUCUACACGAGAAAAGGAAGUUCAGCUUGAGCUGCUAAGUGUGAGUAGCAAUCUGUCGAAAGUUUUUGAUCAACGGUAACCAUGUUAGAAAUCAAUGAUUCGCGAAUGCAGUUAUUGAGGAAAGAUAGAGGAACAAUAUUCAUCCAUUUCCUCUUCAUUGUCACUCGGUUAAAUAUAAUUAUAGGACAUAUUAAGCAAAAGAGGUUAGCACAAUGGAGCUUUGUGGAUAUGUAGUUGGAUGGAGCUGAUGAAUUUAGGUGACACGAUAGGCCAAAGGCUUAAGCUGAGUUUACUUCUCUCAAUUAUUAGGGGCAUUCAAUUUUGUCUUGUUUUACUUUUUUCCCUUAUGGUUGGGGGGCUUCUUUAAAAAUGGUAUUUUGCUUUCUUGAAUGCCAUUUUUCCAAAUGUUUUCUAUGUAAUGGCAUCACUCUGAAAAUCCACUAAUUUAGGAUGCAUUGGCUGUACAGAUUCAUAUUUAGCAUUUCCCACUGGGUUUCAGCUUUCAUUUUAUGACAUUGAAUCGCAGAUGUUACUCUUGUUUGUGUUCAA